Molecule: messenger RNA, 1586 nt
Organism: Ochotona curzoniae (black-lipped pika)
Lineage: Eukaryota; Metazoa; Chordata; Mammalia; Lagomorpha; Ochotonidae
Gene: GLTP
Product: glycolipid transfer protein
Exons: 5
Coding region: 83-712 (209 amino acids)
Biological process (GO): ceramide transport; intermembrane lipid transfer
Cellular component (GO): cytoplasm; cytosol; membrane
Molecular function (GO): ceramide 1-phosphate transfer activity; ceramide 1-phosphate binding
Source: RefSeq, a predicted model, not a curated record
CGACGGGGACGGCGGCGGCCCGGGGGGCGGCGUGGACGCCCGUGGCGCCGGCUGGGGCAUCACCGCGGGUCUCGAUCCCGAAAUGGCGCUGCUAGCCGAGCACCUGCUGAAGCCGCUGCCCGCGGACAAGCAGAUCGAGACCGGGCCUUUCCUGGAGGCGGUGUCGCACCUGCCGCCCUUCUUCGACUGCCUCGGGUCCCCCGUGUUCACUCCUAUCAAGGCGGACAUCAGUGGCAACAUCACGAAAAUCAAGGCCGUCUAUGACACCGACCCCACCAAGUUCCGCACCCUGCAGAACAUCCUGGAGGUGGAGAAGGAGAUGUACGGAGCCGAGUGGCCCAAAGUGGGCGCCACACUGGCGCUAAUGUGGCUGAAAAGAGGCCUCCGCUUCAUCCAGGUCUUCCUGCAGAGCAUCUGCGACGGGGAGCGUGACGAGAACCACCCCAACCUCAUCCGCGUCAACGCCACCAAGGCCUACGAGCUGGCCCUCAAGAAGUACCACGGCUGGAUCGUGCAGAAGAUCUUCCAGGCAGCGCUGUACGCGGCCCCCUACAAGUCCGACUUCCUGAAGGCGCUGUCCAAGGGGCAGAACGUCACGGAGGAGGAAUGCUUGGAGAAGAUCCGCCUCUUCCUUGUCAACUACACGGCCACCAUCGACGUCAUCUACGAGAUGUACACCAAGAUGAACGCGGAGCUCAGCUACAAGGUGUAGUGCGUGUCGCCGCCCCCAGCACUGUGAAGUCCGCCGCACCGCGCGGCCCCGACCGGCUAGCAGCCUGGAGCGGCCCCGUGGGCCGCAGGGGACAGCCUGGUCGUCGUCUUCUUCUUUUUCUUCUUCUUUUUUUUUUAUGUCAACUAAUGGAGCAAUACAUAACCGCCCCUACUGCCAGGUCUUCCCAGCAGCGGACUUGGCCCCACCCGUCGCUCAGCAUGUGUGAGAGCCAGGCCUAGGCCCGAGGGGUUGAGUUCCGGGUGCCCCCUGCCAGCCCCCCCAGCACAGGUCCUGGAUGGGGGGUGGAGGGGCGGGCACAAUGAAGUCACACCCCAAGGAAGAGCAUGGGUGGUCGCCAAGGGCGCGUGCACCCUGAGCUCCCAGCCAGCUGGCUGCCUCGACCCAGAUGGCUCUUGUGUUGGGUUCGGUUUUAUUCCGUUUGUGUUUUGUAAGAGCUGAAAAACAGCCAGCAAGGCUCGGGCUGCUGCCGGCCACCCUACCGCCGGGCACACCCUGCCGUUCCAGGGGACGGUCCAUCUUCUUCAGGGACACUUCUCUCCCCCCUCCCCAGGAAGCCACCAACCUUGUGCACUUUCUCUGCAGGGAGGUGGGAAGACAGAAUUGAACCUGUCCCCUCCCCCCCAAAAAAAAACUGUGGGGACCCAAGAUGCCGCCUCACUGCCUUACCUGUCCUCCUCCCCAGGGGACGCCACAAGAGCUGUAUUUUUUUAUACAGAGUGGGGGCACACAGAACGACCCCAAGCAAUUGAUGCGUGUGUUCACAAAGAAACAAAACAAAAAACAAAUGGAACCAUGUGAUUUUUACACAGAAACAAAAUAAUCCUUAAUAAACAAAUCUCUAUUUUGGAAAUCA